This is a messenger RNA of Vicia villosa (hairy vetch), 2242 nucleotides long. RefSeq names its product acetyl-coenzyme A carboxylase carboxyl transferase subunit beta, chloroplastic-like. NCBI's taxonomy places the organism in Eukaryota, Viridiplantae, Streptophyta, Magnoliopsida, Fabales, Fabaceae. Gene Ontology annotation, cellular component: acetyl-CoA carboxylase complex. Gene Ontology annotation, molecular function: acetyl-CoA carboxylase activity. Bases 872 to 2242 code for a protein of 456 amino acids. Gene Ontology annotation, biological process: fatty acid biosynthetic process. The record is from RefSeq and is a predicted model, not a curated record. The transcript has 2 exons.
AUUCUCUAUUUUAAUUUUUGUAUUAUCCUUUUAUUCACAAUUUAGACUCACAAUUAAAAGAAAAAAAUAAAUUUUGAUUUCAUUUAUAUAAAAAUAGAUAUCUAUAGAGAAAAAUAGAUAUCUAUAGAGAUAGAAUAGAAAAUGAAGAAUUAGAAAAUCGAAAAGAAAGAAAAUGAAUAAUUUGAAAAUAAAAAAGGAUAAAAAUAGAAUAUAAUUCAAAUAUUGAAUUAAUAUUAAUAUCUAUAAAUAUUACUAAAUCAGUAAUAAAACGAAAAAAAAAGAUGAAUCAACUAAGAUCAGACCCCCAAUCCCUUUUUGAUUUGAACUGAAUAAGUUCAAAAUAGUUUCAUUCUUAAAUCAAAAAGAGAAUAAAUUCAAUAUUCAUACAAUAUCUUAAUUGAAUUCUAUGGAAUGAUCAAUCAAUUUAGUUUAAUUCGAUAUCGAUGCAUAUCAAAAUUCUAGCAACAAUUUAUUCUAUCGAAUCAAUAGAGAAGUGGAAUUGACGAACAACCCAUAAUACUAUUUAUUAUUUAUUAGUAUUGACUUAAAAAUGGGGCGUGGCCAAGCGGUAAGGCGGCGGGUUUUGGUCCCGUUAUUCGGAGGUUCGAAUCCUUCCGUCCCAGAUCAUAUAUUUUAGAAAAUAGAAUAAUAGAAAAUCCAAUUUUCUAACUAUUGUAAUUUUUCUAUUACAAAUAGUUAUCCAUUUUCUAUUCAAAUAGAAAUGAGAAUUUUUUUCAAUACUUACUCGUUCAUUAUUAUUACUGAUUUAUUAAUCCUAGCGAUUCUAUUUCUAUACUUCUUCGAUAAAAAAAUUAUCAUCAAAUGACUAUUCAUCUAUUGUAUUUUCAUGUAACUAGAGGAAAAAAGAUCUAUGGAAACAAAGUGGUUCAAUUCAAUGCUGUUUAAUAGGGGUUUAGAAUACAGGUGUGGUUUAAGUAAAUCAAUAGAUAGUUUUGGUCCUAUUGAAAAUAACGGUGCAAAUGAAGACCCAUCUAUUUUAACUGAUAUGGAUAAUAAGAUUGAUAGUUGGAAGAACAAUAGUGAAAAUUCGAGUUCCAGUCAUGCUGAUUAUUUAGUAGAUGUCAGCAACAUACAGAAUUCCCUAUCUCAGAAAACUUUUUUAGUUAGCGAUAGUAAUAGGAAUAAUUAUUCCAUAUCUUUUUCUAUUAAAAAUCAAAUUUUGGAGAUUGACAAUAAUCAUUCUUUUUUAAAUGAACCAAAAAGUUUCGCUAGUUAUCAAAAUUCUAGCUAUUUGACGAAUGUCUCUAAGAGUAAUGAUCCUAAUGAUACUAAAUCGAAUUGGAAUCAUCACAUUAAUAGUUGGAUGGAGAGUUAUCUUCGUUCUCAAAUCUGUAUUGAUAGUUCCAUUUUAGAUGAUAGUGAUUUUACUCAACAAAUAGAAAAUGAUAGUGAUUUUCCUGAAAUAGAAGAUUAUGAUUAUGAUAAUGGUAAUGAGUUUCCUGAAAUAGAAGAUUAUGAUUAUGAUUUUCCUGAAAUAGAAGAUUAUGAUUAUGAUAAUGGUAAUGAGUUUCCUGAAAUAGAAGAUUAUGAUUAUGAUUUUCCUGAAAUAGAAGAUUAUGAUUAUGAUAAUGGUAAUGAGUUUCCUGAAGUAGAAUCUGAGAGUGAUUUGACUCAAAUCGAAAAUGAUAAUGAUAGUGAUUUUAUUCAAAUAAAAAAGGAGUUUCUUCCAAUAGUAUAUGAUGAUAAUACUAGUCCUUUUGCACAAUUUGAUCAUUUAUGGGAUGUAUGCGAUACUUGCUAUGCACCAAAUUAUAAGGAAUUUUUGAAAUCCAAUUUGCAUAUUUGCGAAUGUUGUGGAGAUUAUUUGAAAAUGAGCAGUUCAGAUAGAAUUGAACUUUUGAUUGAUCCUGGUACUUGGAAUCCGAUGGAUGAAGACAUGGUUUCUCUGGAUCCCAUUGAAUUUGAUUCGGAAGAGGAACCUUAUCAAAAUCGUCUUGAUUCUCUUCAAGAAGAGACAGGAUUACCGGACGCGGUUGAAACAGGCACAUGUCAACUAAAUGGUAUUCCUGUAGCAAUAGGUAUUAUGGAUUUUCGGUUUCUGGGGGGUAGUAUGGGAUCCGUAGUGGGUGAGAAAAUCACUCGGUUGAUCGAAUAUGCUACCAAUCAACUUUUACCUCUUAUUAUAGUAUGUGCGUCUGGAGGAGCGCGUAUGCAAGAAGGAAGUAUCAGCUUAAUGCAAAUGGCUAAAAUUUCUUCUGCUUUAUAUAAUUAUCAUAUUUGA